Messenger RNA from Populus trichocarpa (black cottonwood), 5529 nucleotides. Its product is annotated as transcription elongation factor SPT6 homolog. The transcript is spliced from 17 exons. Gene Ontology annotation, biological process: transcription elongation by RNA polymerase II; mRNA transcription by RNA polymerase II; positive regulation of transcription elongation by RNA polymerase II. NCBI's taxonomy places the organism in Eukaryota, Viridiplantae, Streptophyta, Magnoliopsida, Malpighiales, Salicaceae. The coding region runs from base 181 to 5061 and encodes 1626 amino acids. Gene Ontology annotation, molecular function: histone binding; nucleosome binding; nucleic acid binding. Gene Ontology annotation, cellular component: transcription elongation factor complex. The record is from RefSeq and is a predicted model, not a curated record.
UGGCAUUCUCGUAAAUAAUCACAAACACGCAGUCUCUUUUCAAAAACUGUACCGUCCUCUUUACUUCCUAUGCCGUGCUGCAUUGUGGCGCUCUCCCUUCCAUGCUGUCCUCUGCUGCCACUGUAAAGGCUAUUGAAAGAAAGAAAACCCGUUUGGGUGGUUUUAGCGUUAGAUAACUCAAUGAAGAAGGCAAAGAGAAAAUUGCCCUUCACUUUAGUCGAUGAAGAUGAUGAAGAGGAAGAAGUGGCAGUUAAGGAGAAAAGGGCCCAAAAUGUUAGUGUAGACGAUGAUGAAGAUGGUUUGGAUAAGUUUGAGACUGAUGGGUUUAUAGUGGAUUAUAACGAGGAAGAAGUGGAAGGUGACUGUGAUGGGAAAGAUGAGCAAAUGAAGAAGAAAAUGAGGAAGAAGAAAUCUUCAAAGAAUCUUGUCCUUGAUGAUGAUGAUCUUGAGUUGCUCCGAGAAAAUCAAAAGCCAGGCCUGUUCCAAACAAAGAGAGUUGGAAAUAAAAAAUUUAAACGGCUCAAAAAGGCCAAGGGCUGUGCUCUGGGAAAAGACUCUGGAUUGUCUGAUGAUGAUGUAUCAUUAUACGAUGAUAGUGCUGAAGAAAAGGAAGCUAUGUAUGAUGAUGACAUAAAUGACAUGACAGAUUUUAUUGUAGACGAUGAUGAAAGAUACGAGAAAAGAGCCCCCAUGAGGUUGUGGGAGCUGAAAGAAAAGAAGUCAAGGCCAGUAACAAUGGCUUCUUCUUCUUCCCUAGAGGAAGCUGGCUACGUAUUUGGUGAUGCCGAUGAACUCCUUAAGCGUCAAGUUCUGGUUAAGAUUGUCAAGCCAGAUGAUUAUGACAACUUUGAGCUGGAUCAUUUUAUGGCUGAGAGGGAUGAUCAUGUGAAGAAGACUGAUUUACCCGAGAGGAUGCAGAUGUCAGAGGAAAUCACUUGCACUGCUUUAGUUGGCGAAACAAGAAGACAAGAGGAGAGUUCUUGGAUACUUAAUCAGCUUAUCACAGACAUGUAUCCAUUGUUGUGUAAGAAAAAAGCUCAGGAAGGAAAUGGAGUAGGUCUGCUUAAGAAGAUUAACAAGGAAGAUAUAGUGAGGUUCUUGGAAAUGCAUGAUUUGGAAAAGUAUGAUAUUCCAUUUAUUGCUAUGUAUCGAAAAGAGAAAUGCCUUAGUAUGUUGGAAGAUCUGGGGGAAGAUGGUAUACAAAACGAAUGUAGCAAUGACACAGAGGGAAAACCUAGACUGAAGUGGCAUAAGAUUCUCUGGGCCAUCAAUGAACUGGACAGAAAGUGGUUGCUUCUCCAGAAAAGAAAGAUCAUGCUUGAAGAAUCCUAUAAGAAGCGUUAUGAAGAGGAAUGCAAUAAUAUUGAUGACAUGGCAAGACUUUCUUUGAUCAAUCUGCACUUUGACACAAUCAUGAAGUCUCUGAUGCUGGCUGAAACAGAGAAGGAUAUUGAUGAUGUCAGUAUGAAGUUUAGCUUGCAUUUUCCUCCAACUGAAGAGGUCAUGGAAGGAAAAUUUAAGAGACGAGAGAGGAGGUCGGCAUACAGUGACUACAUUAAGGCUGGUUUGUGGGAGCUUGCAGUAAAGUUUGUCUACAGCUCCAAGCAAUUCUGCCAGCAUCUCCGUCAAGCGAAAAUGGGAAUGGAUUUUUGGGAGGAUCUUAAUGAAUCUCCCGAGGUGAUAGCUUCGAAGUUUACAUGUGCAAGUUUAGAAACUCCAGAAGCAGUGCUUAAAGGAGCCAGGCACAUCGCUGCUCUGGAGAUUAGCUGUGAGCCUUCUGUCAGGAAACAUGCCCGGGGAUUUUUUACUGACGAAGCUCUAGUCUCAACCAGACCAACUCCCAAAGGAGCCAAGGAGAUUGAUUUCUGCCAUCAGUUUUCAUCUGUUAAGUGGCUACGUGAUAAGCCCCUUGGUAAAUUUCAGGAUGCACAGUGGCUUCGUAUUCAGAAAGCUGAAGAAGAGAAGCUCCUUGAAGUAACCAUAAGAUUGCCUGAAGAUUCUCUGAAUAAGUUGAUUAGUUACUCUCACAAAAUAUAUCUUGUGGGAGGUGAUGAUGGGUAUACCCAACUCUGGGAUGAACAACGAAAGUUAAUACUUCAGGAUGUGUUUUCAAAUUGUCUCCUUCCUUCAUUGGAGAAGGAAACUCGUGUCUUGUUGACCACAAGAGCAAAAUGUUUGGUGCUUAUGGAAUAUGGAGAGCAGUUAUGGAACAGGGCAUCUGUUGCCCCAUAUCCACACAAGCGGAAUGUUGCUGGCCUGGAGGAAGGUACUGGACCAAGGGUCAUGGCUUGCUGCUGGGGUCCUGGAAAGCCACCAACUACGUUUGUAAUGUUAGAUUCAUGUGGGCAAUUGCUUGAUGUGUUGCAAUCUGGAUCCAUUAGUCUGCGGUCUCAGAAUGUUACUGGCCUACAACGGAAGAAAUAUGAUCAACUACGUGUCCAUAAGUUUAUUAUAAGUCAUCAGCCCGAUGUUAUUGUCCUCGGUGCAGCAAAUGCGUCCUGUCCACGGUUGAAGGAUGAUAUCAAAGAGAUUGUUUUGAAGAUAGAGGAAAGUUCUAUAGAUGCUGACCAAGUGCUAAAUGGGAUUGGUGUUAUUUAUGGAGAUGAAACCUUGCCCCAGCUUUAUGAAAAAUCAGAAGUUUCAUUGCGCCAUUUGCCUGGACAAGAAGGCAUUGUCAAACGAGCUGUGGCUCUGGGGCGGUACCUGCAAAAUCCAUUGGCUAUGAUUGCUACACUGUGUGGUGUCCAGAAAGAGAUUGUUUCUUGGAAGCUUACCUCCUUAGACCACUUUCUAACACCUGAAGAGAAGUAUGGGAUGAUUGAAAUGCUGAUGGUGGAUAUUACCAAUCAGGUUGGUGUGGACAUAAAUGCUGCUGUAAGCCAAGAUUGGCUCUCUGCUCCUCUUCAGUUUGUAUCUGGGCUUGGGUCUCAGAAGGCAGCCUUUCUACAGAGGGAGUUGGCUGCUGGUAAAAUAGUUAAUAAUCGAAAAGAGUUGGCAAUUUGUGGAUUGACAGAAAAGAAAAUUUUCUUUAAUGCAGUUGGCUUUUUGCGUGUCUGUUGUGGGGAAAUUCUCUCUUUUGGAUGUGAAUAUGAUAUGUUGGAUGGAACAAGAAUUCAUCCUGAAUCAUAUGGUCUUGCAGAGAAAUUGGUUAAGGAUGUCUAUGAUGAUGUUGCUGAGGCACAUCCCUUAAAACAUGUUAGGAACAAUCCACAGCUGCUGAAAGAUUUUGAUAUUAAUGCUUACGCUGAUAAUUUUGAAAUAGAGCAAGGAGAAAAUAAGAAACUGACUCUUUAUGACAUUAAAACUGAACUUUUGCAUGGAUUUCUUGACCCUCGUCGUCCAUACGAAGAACCUACUCAGGAUGAGGAAUUCUGUUUGAUAUCAGGCAAAGAUGAGGAUGCAUUUGCUGAAGGAAGAAUUGUACAGGCUAUUGUUUGCAGAGUUCUGUCACAACGAGCAUUUUGUGCACUUGACUCUGGCUUGAUUGGCAUGAUCACGAAGGAUGAUUAUUCAGAUGAGGCUGCUGAUUAUUCCUUGACAAAGAGGCUACGAGAAGGUGAUAUUCUUACCUGUAAGAUAAAACAAAUUGACAAGAGCAGACACCAGGUGCUUUUAACUUGUAAAGAAAGUGAACUGAAGAGUUCAAGAGACCAGAACUUGCAUGAGCUUGAACCUUAUUAUUGUGAAGGUCAGAGCAGUUUAGUAAGUCAUCAGGAGAUAGCCUGCAAGGAAGACCUCAAAAAUAAACAUUUCAUUUCAAGGAUGAUUAUUCAUCCUCAUUAUGAAAAUAUGACGCAGAAUCAGGCAGUGGAGUUCCUGGCAGACAAGGAUGUUGGUGAGCGUGUUUUUCGUCCAAGUUCAAGGGGACUGCAUUAUUUGAUUCUAACCGUGAAAGUCUUUAAUGGACUUUAUGUUCACAAAGACAUAAUCGAAGAUGGGAAGAACCUCAAAGACUUCUCAAGCAUGCUUGAUCUUGGGAAAACAUUAAAGAUUGGAGAUGACAUUUAUAAGGAUUUAGAUGAGGUUAUUAGUCAAUAUGUUGACCCAUUGGUGACCCACCUGAAAGCAAUUCUAAGUUUCCGAAAAUUUAAGAAGGGCUCAAAAGCAGAGGUUGAUGAGCUCUUAAAAUCUGAGAAAUCAGAUUAUCCAAUGAGGAUACCUUACUGCUUUGGCGUUUCGUAUGAGCAUCCUGGAACUUUCAUCUUGUUUUACAUAAGAACAAAUCUACAUCAUGAGUAUAUAGGUCUGCAUCCUAAGGGAUUCAAAUUUAGGAAGCAGACAUUCAGGAAGGUUGAGCAGCUCGUUGCAUAUUUCCAGAAACAUAUUGAUGAUCUAAAGCAUCAGCCAGCACAGAUGACAAGACCCAUUACUGGUUCUUCUGCUAGAGCAUCCACAGAGUGCGGUAAUGAAGGUGGUUGGAAAGGCCAGCUAAACUCAAGCAAAGAUGAACUGUCAACACUUGUCUCUGCAGGCAAGAAAGAUUGUACUAGAGAUGAUGGUGGCACAGGUGGUCAUGGUAGUGGUCGAGGACGUGGACAUCCUAGUGGGUUACCUCGGCCUAAUUGUGUUUAUGGACAUGGAAACAGAGGUGGCUUUGGUAAUGGAAGGGGUGGUAACAACCGCAAUGGAAGUGACUCUGGAAACAAUACCUCUUACUGGCAUGAUAGUGGUGGAAAUUCAGGUGCUGGCUCUAGCUACAGUUGGGGCAACAAUACCGGUGGAAAUGCUAGCAGUUGGGGAAACAAUGCUGGUGGAAAUGGUAGCAGUUCCAGUUGGGGUGGCAGUGGGCAUCCUGUGAAUGCUGGUGGUCGCAAUUCGGGUGGAAGCGGUGAUGAUUGUCAAGGGAUCCCUGGAAGUGGUCCUCCAAAUGGUAGUGAUUGGAUGGGUAGUAACAAAGAGGGAGGGAAUAAUUUUUGGGGUACUGAGGGCAGCAGUGGUGGAAAUCUUGGAGGGUUUAAUACUAAUUCUGAGUCUGGGAAUACUGGAUGGGGCGCAGGUUCUAGAAAGAGUUCCUUACACCCUGCUGGUGAGGAUGGAUGGUCAGGAGGUGGUGGUUGGUGAUAUUUCGUCAUCCAAGUAGACUUUCUAACAUCAAUGUACUGGCAUAUAGUAAAAGUCGAUCCUGCCUUUUGAUUUUCUUGUUCGUCAGAGACUUGCAUAGCUUAACUAUGACAGCUAGUGGUUAACAAAGGCCUACUCUUAGCACAACAGUUGCAGGAAUCUAAUUAACAUGUCUAUCCCAGUACAGGGCUGCUUUUUGGGGGUAUGAGCAUCGUGUUAAUAUAUAUUGUUCCAUUUCUUCCGGAAUCCCAUUGCCUGAGGUAGCAGCUGCCAAAGUUUCAAGUGAUAGUGAAAUAUAUGAAGUCCUUUUCCUGAUUAUCUUUUUCGUUGUGAUUUAGUGGAAGCAUAUGCUGUUAGUCACAAUGCAGACUGAAAGGCAUGCAAUCCUUUGCUUAGUGUGUGCGUUGGAUGUGUCUUUGUUAAGCAAUGCAUUCCAAAAGCCAGAAUCGUAGCUUUGGUCAUAUGAUA